Molecule: messenger RNA, 1020 nt
Organism: Knipowitschia caucasica
Lineage: Eukaryota; Metazoa; Chordata; Actinopteri; Gobiiformes; Gobiidae
Source: the annotation of a GenBank genome assembly
AUGGCUGUGUUCUUGGGCUGUUGUUCUCAGGCCAGAGGCACAGACCAUGGAAAGGAGCCGAGUAAUGAAAGCCGUUUGUCACCGCAGGUUUUCACGCGCUAUGGGAAGUGCUACACCUUCAACGCGGGCGGAGACGGACAGCCUCCUCUGAUCACCACCAAGGGAGGCAUGGGCAACGGGCUGGAGCUGAUGCUGGACAUUCAACAGGACGAGUACCUGCCAGUGUGGGGGGAGACUGAUGAGACGUCUUUUGAGGCCGGGAUCAAAGUUCAGAUCCACAGUCAGGACGAGCCCUCGUUCAUCGACCAGCUGGGUUUUGGUGUGGCCCCUGGAUUUCAGACUUUUGUGUCAUGCCAAGAACAACGGCUCAUAUAUCUGCCUCCACCCUGGGGCGACUGUAAAGUGACCCCCAUGGACUCCGACUUCUUCGACAGCUACAGCAUCACGGCCUGCCGCAUCGACUGUGAGACACGCUAUCUGGUGGACAACUGUAACUGCAGGAUGGUGCAUAUGCCAGGAGAUGCACCUUACUGCACUCCGGAGCUGUAUAAGGAAUGUGCUGAUCCUGCGCUUGACUUCCUGGUGGAGCGGGACAAUGACUUCUGUGUGUGUGAGACUCCCUGCAACAUGACACGAUACAACAAAGAGCUGUCGUUUGUGAAGAUUCCCAGUAAAGCCUCCACCAAGUAUUUGGCCAAGAAGUACAACCGCACAGAGCAGUACAUCAAGGAUAAUAUACUUGUCCUGGACAUCUUCUUCGAGGCUCUUAAUUAUGAGACGAUAGAGCAGAAGAAGGCGUAUGAAGUGGCUGGGCUUUUAGGUGACAUCGGAGGACAGAUGGGGCUCUUCAUUGGAGCCAGUAUACUCACCAUUUUGGAGUUGUUUGAUUAUCUCUAUGAGGUCCUGAAGUACAAACUGUGUCCAUGCUCCGAUAAGAAACACAAACACGGCUCCAGCGGGGACCAGGGCACCGUGCUCAGCCUGGACGACGUCAAGUGCCACGUGACUAACUUCCACUAG